AUGCCGUGUUGUAUCGCUAUCAUCCAGUUCCAGCAAUGUCAGCACAGUACCCUCUUCAAGGUUGCCUGCACUGCAGGAUGCAAAGACCUGUGCCCCCUUCCAGCCCAGCAGGUUCUCAUCAUCGCCCACUACCUCUGGCUAUGCGAAGACUGCCAUGAGAGAAUAGGCAACGAAGACCUCGACGAGCGAUGUAACAAAUGGGCAGAUGUUCUGUUCGAAAUCCCCAAAACACUCCCCCCCGCGAUCCGUCACCAGUUGAAAGCGAGCGCGGAGGCACAAGAAAACGCUGAGGAUGAACGUUGUGAAAGGGCCCGCACUAUGCGUAUUGAGGAGAUUCAGUGGGUGGCUGAAUGGACGCUCGAGUACGCAUACAUGCUCUACGAUGUUUUGCACAAGCAUGUUUGGGAAUUACAGGAGGCUAUGGCUCGGAUUCAAAAGCUCAGGGGCUUGCGGGUGUGGGACCUCAUCGUGGUCAGAGACGUUUCUCGUAAGGGCGAAGAUCUGUUCGAGGAGCAGGAUAACAAGGUAUACUGGGCAAUCAAUUCACAAUUCGCCCAACAACGCGAGCAGAGACGACAGAUGAGAAGAGACAGUCCGCCAGCUGCACCAAAGCCUCUUCCCCCAACGUUCGCAGAGUGGGACAAGGACAGGGAGGAUGAGAGUGACUGGAGCGAAGACUCGAGCAAGACGGGUUACAACGGAGAUGUGAUACUCCAGCAAGAAGGGGACGACGACUCGAUACCGGUAACUUCACAGCGCGCUGCUACACCGUCGCCACCUCCGCACGAUACAAGAGCCAGGGAUGUUCUUGGAAUUACAUUACAGGAACCAGACCUGAUGGACAUCGACGAGGACUGA
Molecule: messenger RNA, 858 nt
Organism: Fusarium sp. VM40
Lineage: Eukaryota; Fungi; Ascomycota; Sordariomycetes; Hypocreales; Nectriaceae
Source: the annotation of a GenBank genome assembly